CACAUCCAUUUAUCUUUACUCCUGGGAGUCUUUUGGACACAUAACCUAGUACCUGUGUUUACCCAACCUACUGCUCUGUAGACAGUUUUCCCAUUGCCUCAGUUAAGGACUUCCACUCCAGAAUCUGCAGCUAAAUGAGUGGUCCCCUCUAAUUUUUCAACAUCUGCUGCGAAAUUUGGAUGUCAGAACUGGACACAGGCUGCAGGAACAGCAGUGCUCAACACAAAGAUCAUGAUUUUGGAAGGAACUGGCAGAAUGAGUAUCAAUUCCAGCAGCAAUUUACUCCACCAGCAGCCUUCCUGGACAGAUGGAUAUUCCACGUGCAAUGUGUCCAGCAGCUUCUAUGGAACCCAGUGGCAUGAAAUACACCCGCAGUAUUGGACUAAGUUUCAAGUCUGGGAGUGGCUGCAACAUCUCCUUGAUACCAACCAACUGGAUGCCAACUGCAUACCCUUCCAGGAGUUUGAUAUCAACGGGGAACAUCUGUGUAGUAUGAGCCUGCAGGAAUUCACUCAGGCAGCUGGGACAGCAGGGCAACUGCUUUACAGCAACCUUCAGCACCUAAAAUGGAAUGGCCAGUGUGGAAGUGACAUGUACCAAUCUCAUAACGUCAUUGUGAAGACAGAGCAAACAGAUCCAUCAUUAAUGGUGUCCUGGAAAGAAGAUAAUUACCUGUAUGACAGUGGCUAUGGUAGCACAGUAGAGCUAUUGGAUAGUAAAACAUUCUGUCGUGCUCAGAUUUCCAUGAUUAAUCACCAGCCUCCUGAUUCUUCAGAUGUGAAAAAAUUGCAAGAUCAUACACCAAAGUCCCACACCAAGAAGCACAACCCUCGAGGAACUCAUCUUUGGGAAUUUAUUCGAGAUAUUCUUCUCAAUCCUGAGAAAAACCCAGGAUUAAUCAAGUGGGAAGACCGGUCAGAAGGUGUCUUCAGAUUUUUAAAAUCUGAAGCUGUGGCUCAGCUCUGGGGAAAGAAGAAAAACAACAGCAGCAUGACUUACGAGAAACUCAGCCGGGCUAUGAGAUACUAUUAUAAAAGAGAAAUCCUGGAACGUGUGGAUGGUCGGAGAUUAGUAUAUAAAUUUGGAAAGAAUGCCCGUGGAUGGAGAGAAAAUGAGAAUUAACUAUGUCAAGAAAUAACAUUUAAAACACCUGGCUGUAGAUAUUCAAAGACUAUUUUCUUAUAUUUAUGUACCAAACUGGGGUGAAAAAACAAUUCUACUUCUGUCGGGAAGAAGGAACAUUAUCAUUAUUGGUGUUAAAAUCAUUUUAUUUGAAGUAUGUCCUGUAUGGGGAGAAAAUGUACACAGUUUUCUGUGAUAUAACAUUAUAGAAUGACGAUUAUUUUUC
Molecule: messenger RNA, 1348 nt
Organism: Columba livia (rock pigeon)
Lineage: Eukaryota; Metazoa; Chordata; Aves; Columbiformes; Columbidae
Gene: EHF
Product: ETS homologous factor
Exons: 10
Coding region: 232-1122 (296 amino acids)
Biological process (GO): regulation of transcription by RNA polymerase II; cell differentiation
Cellular component (GO): nucleus
Molecular function (GO): sequence-specific DNA binding; DNA-binding transcription factor activity, RNA polymerase II-specific
Source: RefSeq, a predicted model, not a curated record